Molecule: messenger RNA, 870 nt
Organism: Fusarium musae
Lineage: Eukaryota; Fungi; Ascomycota; Sordariomycetes; Hypocreales; Nectriaceae
Exons: 1
Coding region: 1-870 (289 amino acids)
Biological process (GO): protein depalmitoylation
Cellular component (GO): cytoplasm
Molecular function (GO): palmitoyl-(protein) hydrolase activity; carboxylic ester hydrolase activity
Source: RefSeq, a predicted model, not a curated record
AUGAGUGACAAAGCCAACACGACUGGGAGCCAAAGUGAAGCAUUUGGCCCAACGUAUAUAGUUGAGCCAACUGAAUCACACACCCAUACAGUAGUUCUCCUCCACGGUCGAGGAAGCAGCGGUGAAGAGUUUGCCCAGGAGCUCCUCGAAGAGACUUUACUAUCAGAUCAAUCCAGCCUUGCCCAAAAAUUACCCAGCUGGCGAUGGGUGUUUCCUUCAUCGCGUGAGCUAUGGAGCACGGCUUUUGAGGAGGACAUGCCCGCGUGGUUUGAGGCUUCUUCUUUGACGGAUACUAUUGCUCGACAAGACCUUCAAAUCCCGGGCAUCAGGCAGUCGAUCAGCUACAUCAAGACGAUUCUAGACCAGGAGAUUGAAAGACUUGGCGGAGAUACGUCAAGAGUGGUCUUGGGUGGAAUUAGUCAAGGUGCAGCGGUGGCAAUAUGGACAUUGCUUUGUCUAGACUCUGUCGAGAGACCUCUCGGCGCCUUUUUCGCUACAAAUACUUGGCUCCCCUUUGCUUCCAGUAUCGAGAACUACCUAUCAAACGAGCAAAAGUCGCCUAUAGAUACAGGAACUGAGUUUGUCGCUGGGAUGCUGGCUCAGUCAAAGGUCUCACAUCCUCAAUCUCGAGAAAGACCCCCAUCAACGACCGUCUUUCUUGGUCAUGGAACCGAUGACGCGUAUGUUGAUGUCGAACUUGGAAGAAAGGCGCGAGACAUCAUUAUUCAGGCUGGCUUUACAGUUGAGUGGAGAGAAUAUCAGGGAGCAGAGCAAGAGGGACAUUGGUUUAAAGCACCAGAAGAAGUUGACGAUCUGCUCAACUUUCUUAUGAAGCACGUGGAAAAGCCUAAACAACAGGCUCAAGUGUGA